GGUGGGACAACCAACAAGGUGUAUCAAUUAAAGUUUACAGACCCUCUGUUUAUACAUCCAGAAGCGUCUGGAGCCAUGCCACCGAGAAAGAGCAGAGACAAAGAGGUUCAGCCAGUCCAGGCUGACCAUGCAGACGAUAGUCCACUUCACUCUGAGGGUGAAAAUGAUCCCAUCACUUUUCUCCCAGUGUCACCUUUGGCAGAAUGGUCUUAUGGGAAUCCAGUAUUUAAGGAGAAAGAAGCAAACCGUGGGGGUGACUUUGCUGAAUCAAGUAAUGUGUUUAGAGGUAUGACUGAACGUCUGGAUUUAGCAUUCAAAGAACAGAACCAGGCUAUGCGGAGACUUGUUGACAGUCAAACAGAAUCUUCCAGACGUCAGGAAGAGUUAGUUAGACAAUGUGUAGAAGAGAUGAGACGGGUCUUUGAGGAAGGCACUAGGGUGAUGCGAGAAAUUGGGGAAGAAAGUCGCAGAACAUUGCAGGCUGUUUCAGGACAAAUGGUUGAGCAAGUGCGACAGCCCAGACCUGAGAUUCCUCCUCCAGUCCAGAAUUUCUUCAUGGGUGAAGGACAAAGACAGCAUGAACCAAUGGAGGCUGCUGCUCCUGUUGCAGACCAUGGCCAUCAACCUCAGCAUAGGAAGCCUUAUCCAGACAUCAUUGAUCAUGAAAAUCCUUUUCCAAGGGGUUUUAAAGUGCCUGAGUUUACUUUAUUUUCUGGUGAGGUUGCCCUUACUUGGUACCUCAGUCUGCCUCAAAAUUCAGUCUACUCUUGGAGGCAAAUGGAGGACUUGUUUCAUACUCAAUUCUAUCGUUGUGAACCAGAAGUGUCUAUGGCAGACUUGUCGAGGUUAGCCCAAAAGCCUGGAGAGUCGUCUGAGGCAUUCCUUGCUAGGUUCCGGAGAGCCAGACUGAAAUGUAGAGUUGCACUACCAGAACAAGAAUUUGUCAAGCUGGCUCAGAAUGGUCUGGACAUUGAGCUCCGAAAGAAAUUUGAAGGGAUGGAAUUCCGAGACUUCUAUGAAUUGUCUUAUAAAGUGGCUCGAUAUGAAAAUCUGCUGAAAGAAGAUGUUCAAAAGAAGGCUGCAUCACAUGGAACCUAUUAUAGUGAUCCUAAUUUUGAUCUUGAUGUGGCUGAGGUGGUUACAGACAAGCCUGUUGUUUGUCCAAACCUUGUCAGACCAACUCACCAGCCUGAGACGUCUGUGAGACGUUAUGUUGGUGAGGCUGGAAAACAGUAUACUUUUGAUUUGUCAAAAGCUAGUGAUAUAUUUGACCACCUUAAAAAGAGUGGUCUGAUUAAGCUGCCGCCGCCGGGACAUAAAAUCCCGACAACGGUUGAAAUCAGAGCUAGAGAUUAUUGCAAAUUUCAUAAUUCAUGGAAGCAUUCUACUAAUAAUUGUCUUAUUUUUCGUAAUAUCUUGCAAGAAAAGAUUGAUAAGGGUAUCUUAAAAUUUCCAGACAAAGCGAAGGAAACCAUGGGAGUGGAUGCAGAUCCUUUUCCAGCUAUGUCUGUGGGCGUGAAUGUUGCAGACCUCAGGAGUGCUGCCAGAAAUCGCAGUCUGCCUUAUGCUCAAAGGAACCUUGCUGCCGAAGACUUGAGGAUCACUGUGACCAGGAAUUUCAGUCCAGAAGGUGCCAGACAUUAUUCAACUGGUACUAGAUCUCCAAGGAUGGUCAAACCGCCACUCAGGUCACCUUCCAGAUGGUGGGAGAAAGUCAAUCAUCCCAAGUUUUCAGCCCAGAAUCCCAGAACCUUGAGGCGCAGACUACAACGCAAGAGGGCUGAAGAACGAAAAAGGCAACAGAAGCAGGUGGAGGCUGAGGGAAGUUCAUCUCGCAGACCACGCCAACCUACAAAAAGGAACAUGGUGUGGUCUGGGAAUCGUGGAUCUGAAUCAAAAGAAGAUGACACUAUUCAUUUUGGGGAAUUCUCAGUGAAUUUGUCAUGUUUGGUGCUGACAUUACCCUUGGUUUUCCAAGCCAAGAAGGAGGAGGAACCAAUCGUCUGUGAGUUCCCAGAACAGACAGAAGAAGAGGUAAUCGUUGUUCCAGCUCAGGAUGAUGAAGAGGAGGACAUGGCUGACAAAAUUGUGUUUGAAAAACCAGAAGAAAAGAUGGCCAAACACAUUAGGCCACUUUAUAUCAAUGCUCACAUGGAUGGGACUCCAAUCAGCCGUGUCUUGAUGGAUAAUGGAGCUGCAGUCAAUGUCUUUCCAACUUGCAUGCUCUACAAAAUAGGCAAGUCUCUUGAUGAUUUAGUGCAUACUGAGGUUACAAUUAGUGAUUUUACAGGAGGGGUGAAUCAUUCAAGGGGUGUGCUGCCUGUUGAAUUAACAGUGGGAAAUAGGACACUGAUGUCUGCGUUUUUUGUGGUGGAUACUGUUGCUACUUAUAACGCACUUUUGGGGCGUGACUGGAUUCAUUCAAGUCUGGAUCGGAAAUUGGUGGAACAUAAACUGCUAAUUGCAGAAGGAUUCAGACCGUAUAAACAGCUGCCCAGAUGCAUGUCUGCAGAGGUCACUUUGAAGGUGAAAGAAGAAAUUGAGCGACUGGUAAAAGCUGGAUUCAUUCAGACAUGUAGGUAUGCAGACUGGUUAUCAAAUGUAGUACCUGUGUUGAAAAAGAAUGGAAAAUUAAGAGUCUGUGUUGAUUUCCGAAACUUGAAUUUAGCUACACCAAAGGAUGAGUAUCCUAUGCCAAUUGCAGACUUGUUGAUUGAUGGAGUAGCUCGUCACAAAAUUCUAUCUUUCAUGGAUGGUCAUAGUGGGUACAACCAAAUUUUUAUUGCAGACGCAGACGUUCCUAAGACAGCCUUUCGAUGCCCAGGUGCUGUUGGAACUUUUGAAUGGGUUGUGAUGCCAUUUGGUUUGAAGAAUGCUGGAGCCACCUAUCAAAGAGUCAUGAAUGUAAUUUUUCAUGAUAUGAUUGGUAAAUUCAUGGAAAUUUAUAUUGAUGAUGUUGUGGUGAAAUCAAAUGGGGAAGCAGACCACCUGGUUCAUUUGAGGAAGUCUUUUGAGCGGAUGAGGCAACAUGGCUUGAAAAUGAACCCACUUAAGUGUGCCUUUGGAGUGUCUGCGGGUAAUUUCCUUGGGUACUUGGUGCAUGAGCGUGGUCUGGAGGUUGACAAGAACAAAGCCAGGGCUGUGAUUGAGGCGAAACCACCACAAAACAAGAAGGAGUUGCAAAGAUUUCUUGGCCAAGUUAAUUUCUUAAGACGUUUCAUUUCUAACUUGGCUGGGAAAAUCAGAGUCUUUUCUCCUCUGUUGAAACUCAAGUCUGAGGCAGAUUUUAAGUGGGAAGAACACUACCAAUCUGCCUUUGAUAUGAUAAAGCGUACAGAAACCAUGUCUGAAGCUGGAGUCGUGGUAAUUUCCCCGUCUGGGCUGAAAACACAGAUGUCUUUCCAGCUGGAUUUUAAUUGCACAAAUAAUCAAGCAGAAUAUGAAGCUUUGAUUAUUGGUCUUGAGAUGUUGGUGGAGCUUAAAGUAUCCAUAGUUGAGGUUAUAGGGGACUCACAGCUAGUUUUGAAGCAAUUGUCUGAAUUUGAUGACGUGUCCAUCAAAUAUGUGCCCAGAGACCAGAACUAUGAAGCUAAUGAAAUGGCCCAGAUUGCUUCAGGUCUGCGAAUUCCUGAAGGUGUAAUGCAGAAAGUUGUAAUAGUUGAAAAACGCAAUCUGCCAUCAAUUCAUCAACGUGGCAUGACUGUCUCCACUUGCAGCAUUGAUGUUACCCAGACGGACUGGCACUUUCCAAUUAUUCAGUACCUUAAAGAUCAAAGCAUUAAGGUAUCUAGGAAAACUAAAAUGCAAGCUCUCAAUUAUGUCUUGAUUGAGGAUGUACUUUAUAGGAGAGGCAAUGAUGAACUACUGCUGCGUUGUCUGGGUCCAGAUGAAAGUUUCCAGAUGCUGUCUGAUGUCCAUGAUGGGAUUUGUGGUGCACACCAGGUUGGAAUCAAGAUGCGUUGGUUAAUUCGCAGACAUGGCUUCUUCUGGCCGUCUGUCCUAAAAGACUGUAUUGCUUAUGCUAAGGGCUGCAAAUCUUGUCAGAUCCAUGGGCCACUUCAAAGAGUUCCAGCCUCUGAACUUAAUUCUAUUGUGAAACCAUGGUCAUUUCGAGGCUGGGCUAUUGACUUAAUUGGUAAGGUGUAUCCUCCUUCAUCAAAAGGUCAUUCAUUUAUUAUAGUGGCAACAGAUUAUUUUACCAAAUGGGUGAAGGCUAAACCAAUGAAGAAGGUAGACCAAUCUGAUGUAAUCAAGUUCAUCAAAGAGAACAUUAUUCACAGAUUUGGUCUGCCAGAAACGAUUACAACAGACCAAGGCACAGUUUUUGUCAGCCAUCAGGUGGAGGCAUUUGCAAAGAAAAUGGGUUCCCGUUUGUUAAAUUCUACUCCUCAUUAUGCACAAGCUAAUGGGCAGGCGGAAGCUUCUAACAAGGUGGUGAUUAAUUUGCUUGAAAAAAUGGUGGAUGACAAUCUCAGACGCUGGCAUGAAUUAUUGUCUGAAACACUGUGGGCUUAUAGAACUUCACAAAGGAGUUCAACCAAAAUGACACAUUUUGCCUUGACAUAUGGCCAUGACACAGUCUUGCCAAUGGAGCUAACAGCCAGAUUGCAAGCUCAAAAACUCAAAAUUGCAAAGUCUUACAACAAGAGGGUAAAAGGUAAAAAUCUGGCAGCUAGUGACUUUGUCUGGAAAGCAAUUUUACCUCUUGGCAAGAAAGAUCACAGAUUUGGGAAAUGGUCUCCAAAUUGGGAAGGACCAUUCCGAAUUCAUGAAGUGUUGAGAGGGGGUGCUUAUUGGUUAGAGUCACUUGAUGGAGAGCUUCAUCUUAGAAAAAUCAAUGGAAUUUAUCUCAAGUCUUAUUAUCCUACAGUCUGGGAGGCAAAAGGCUUAGAGUCCCAAGAAGCUGUCUGAGCCAGGUUCAUACUUCUGUCUGUGCAUAAAUAAGUUGAUUUGCUUUCAUGUGUUUAUUUCAAAAUGAGAGCAAGUUUGAUUGAGUGGCCAUGACUGGCUGUGGAUGGCUGGAUGCGCUCAGACAGAGUUAGUUGUGAAAAAGUUGGGAAUGUCUGCUACAAUCAUCUUGGAAUUUAGCAGAUUUUGCACGUGACCUUUGGAGUCUGAAAGGUAAUUUAAACACUUGGAUUUAUUCUCAUAAAACCAAGUGUUGGGAGGCAUUGUUUACACUUAAAAUAAACCAAUAGGGUAAGG
Rubroshorea leprosula is the source of this 5205-nucleotide messenger RNA. NCBI's taxonomy places the organism in Eukaryota, Viridiplantae, Streptophyta, Magnoliopsida, Malvales, Dipterocarpaceae. The record is from the annotation of a GenBank genome assembly.